Varanus komodoensis (Komodo dragon) is the source of this 2358-nucleotide messenger RNA. RefSeq names its product tyrosylprotein sulfotransferase 1 (gene TPST1). Gene Ontology annotation, molecular function: protein-tyrosine sulfotransferase activity. Gene Ontology annotation, cellular component: Golgi apparatus. Lineage: Eukaryota; Metazoa; Chordata; Lepidosauria; Squamata; Varanidae. The transcript is spliced from 5 exons. The record is from RefSeq and is a predicted model, not a curated record. Gene Ontology annotation, biological process: peptidyl-tyrosine sulfation. The coding region runs from base 85 to 1197 and encodes 370 amino acids.
GAUUUCUUCCAGUAGUGAACGGCAGCAGCUGGCGCCGGCUGGGCGAGCCGCUGUGUCUGUGUGAGGGAGGACUUGCCCCAAAAGAUGGUUGGGAAACUCAGGCAGAACUUGCUGCUGGCCUGCCUGGUCGUCAGUUCGGCAACGGUCUUCUACCUGGGGCAGCACGCCAUGGAAUGCCACCACCGCAUCGAGGAGUGGGGCCCGCCGGCCCGGCCGGAAGCCGCCCGAGCGACCCCGAGAGUGGGCCCAGCCUGGAAGGAGAACGCCACCUUGGCUUACCACAAAGACAUGCCUCUGAUCUUCAUCGGGGGGGUUCCGCGGAGCGGCACCACGCUGAUGCGGGCGAUGUUGGACGCCCACCCGGACGUUCGAUGUGGGGAGGAGACCCGGGUGAUCCCGCGUAUCCUGGCCGUCAAGCAGAUGUGGGCCCGCUCGAGCAAGGAGAAGAUGCGGCUGGACGAGGCCGGGGUCACGGACGAGGUCUUGGACUCGGCCAUGCAAGCCUUCUUGCUGGAGAUCAUCGUCAAGCACGGAGAGCCCGCGCCGUUCCUGUGCAACAAGGACCCCUUUGCCCUCAAGUCCCUCGCGUACCUGGCCCGCAUCUUCCCCAAUGCCAGGUUCAUCCUGAUGGUGCGGGACGGCCGGGCCUCGGUGCAUUCCAUGAUCUCCAGGAAGGUCACCAUCGCCGGCUUCGACCUGAACAGCUACAGGGACUGCCUGACCAAGUGGAACCGCGCCAUCGAGACCAUGUACAACCAGUGCGUGGAGGCCGGCAUGGACCGUUGCAUGAUGGUGCAUUACGAGCAGCUUGUCCUGCACCCUGAGCUCUGGCUGAGGACGCUGCUCAAGUUCCUCCGCAUCUCGUGGCACCCAGCCGUCUUGCACCACGAAGAGAUGAUCGGAAAAGCCGGUGGGGUCUCCCUGUCCAAAGUCGAGCGGUCUACGGACCAGGUCGUCAAGCCGGUCAACGUGGAGGCCUUGUCGAAGUGGGUCGGGAAGAUCCCCGCGGACGUCCUGCGUGACCUGCCCGCGAUCGCGCCGAUGCUGGCCAAGCUUGGCUACGACCCCUUUGCUAACCCGCCCAACUAUGGGAAGCCCGAUCAGAAGGUCCUGGAGAACACGAGGAGGAUCCAUCAAGGUGAAUUUCAGCUUCCAGAGUUCCUUAAAGGAAUGCCACAGACUGACGUGGUGAAAUAGAAGAGCGGAUUGGACUGAGUGAAUGCUGGCUGCCUCUGAAGAAUGCACCAGGGCAGAAUCAGCGGCGAACUGGCUGGGCUGCUUUUCCAGAACAUUCUUCUGCUUCAUACUGCUUUUUUAAAAAAUGCAAAGAUUUUGUUCUGUUUUGCUUCCCUGUGUGUCCAACCAAGCACAUGCGUAUCUCUGUGCCAGGGCUUCAAACAGACAGAGCAGCCCUGCUGAAACACCAGAGCCAUGUCGGGUGAUCCCACGAUCAAGGCAUUAAAGCAGGGACGGCCUGGGUGGAAAUCAGUCCUCUCCACCCACCCAUCUGCAGGAGGAAUUCCAAAUGCAUCAGUGACGCAUACCUCCUCCCCCUUCGAUGUCCCUGAAGUUGCCCAGGGAGCGGGAAAUGUCCUCGGUGGAAUGCGCCCAAAGCACUCUUCGAGACAAAAUGCUUAGCUUGGUGGCCGGAAAUCCUGAGCUGUUCCUUUCUCCUUCCAUUUACCCAACUGUUUUUAAAACCUGCAGAAGCAGAUGGAACCUAUCAUCCCGCCUCUAUUUCUUUCUCCUCUGUUCUUGCACUUUAUUUUUUUUAAGGGGGAUUCAGAAAGUGUGUCCUUCAUUAUAGAAUGUGGGCUGUUAAAUAUGUGCAACGUGGCAAAAGCGUGUCUGUGCGUGCCCGAAGGGGUUGAUCCUUGGCCCUCUGAUCUGACGUGCGAGCAGCAGGGCUGUGACCACGUGGACCUGUGCGCCUUGCAGCAGGUUGGUGGUUCUGACUCGAGGAGGAUUUGAGAAGGGGGCCUAGGUGUCAUCUCCGUGCCCCCCUUGAGGAAGAAUGUGGGCACGGCCCAGGCCCAGCAAGGUGUUCUUUGGGGUGUGUUUUUCUUAAUCUAGUACAUCAACUUUUCCACUUAUGAGCCAGGCAGCGGGGUUGUGUGUGUGUGUGUGUGUGUGUGUGUGUGUGUGUGUGUGUGUAUUGCUUUUCCUUGAUUAGGGUGAUUACUGUGUUUUAAAUUGUGACAAAUGAUUUAUAUGCCGGUUCUCUCCCCCAUUUUAUUGACAUGUGAAAAUGAAUUUUUAAUUAUUUAAAAAGAUGAUUUCAGAGAUGUGGAAGAAGAAAUUGUAUGUUUACACUCAACCUUUUGUAUUUUAUUUUUCAAAAUAAAUGCUUUAAAUGUG